This is a messenger RNA of Volvox carteri f. nagariensis, 2487 nucleotides long. RefSeq lists its product as uncharacterized. The record is from RefSeq and is a predicted model, not a curated record. Lineage: Eukaryota; Viridiplantae; Chlorophyta; Chlorophyceae; Chlamydomonadales; Volvocaceae. Bases 1 to 2487 code for a protein of 828 amino acids. The transcript has 8 exons.
AUGAAGCCAGAGGCUGCAAACGAAAGAGCUAAGGAUGCACAGCGUCAAAAGCCAGCGUCGAAUGGCUCUGGCCAGAAUUCUCCAGUUACAGCAGGGGCUGUGCUCGCGGCCGGCCGCAGUGUCCAGCUGGGGCGCAUGAGCCAUGCAGACCUCAUGUCGUUGGCUGAACGGCACAACAAAGAGCUCGGCCUGGUCGGCGAUGUAAUGAUGCCGACCAUGCGCGGCGUGGCGGAAGUUGCUACAGUGCGGCCCCCGGCAGUGCACCCCUUCACUGUGGGAGGCGGCUCCCGCAAGGACGAAUACCAAGCCGCAUGGAAGUCCCUCUCAAAGCGCACUGGUGUGCCCUUGAUGUCCAGCGUCGAGGGAACUCAGCAAGCCGCGGCAGUUGCAGCCGGCACGGGCGGUCGCACCGCCCGCCCAACCUUUGCAACCGCCAUUACCGCCGCGACGGCAGCUGAGGUGCCGGCAGCGGCGAACCAGGCCGCUCCGCAGCCGACGCACGUGCAGAUGUAUGGCCUGGGGGAACAGCCGCUGCAGCAGGUGCAAUUCGUGGAGGCACUGACGGCCUGGCUGGGUGUAGGGCCCAUAGACCUGCCGCUGCUGGCGCCGGGCGCACCCCCGCUGUCCCUGCGCCGCCUUUUCAUGGAGGUCCUGGAGGCAGGCGGCUCUAGGCCAGGCAGCGGCCCGGGUAGUGGGGUGGGCGCGGCGGAGGCCCCGGGGGGCGGCAGCGGCUCGCGGGCUGUUGGUGACGGAAGCGGCAAUGGUGGGGGCGGCGGCGGCAGCAGUCGGUGUGUGUCUUGGGAGGCCCUUGCUGGGCGGCUCCAGGGGGAUGAAACCCUGGGUGACCUGCUCCAACAGGUAUAUGACGCGUUUCUGCUGCCCCUGGAGCGGCGGCUGCCGCGGGGCACUCGGCCGGCGCGCGUGGAGGCGUGGAUGCAGGAGGACCUCCGGCGGCGGGUGCAGCUGCGGGGGGAGGACCUGGCGCCCCCUGCGGAGCAGACCUGGCCAGGAGCUUCUCCGUGUCACACACCGGCGUCGCAGUCGCAGCUGUCCCCACCCGGGUCCCUCAUCGCGGCGGAUGCGAUGCGGGCGCUGCGAACGGCAGCUGUGGCGGCGCCGAGCCUGCUGCCGGGCGUCAUCGUGCCUAGCGGCGGCAGCAAGCGCGCGCGGGCCUCCAGUCGAGGAGGUCGUAGAGGCGGGAAGGCAGCCAGCAGUCGGAAACGCGCCCGGGGCACUGGGGCCGCCGUGGAGGCCGCCGCGGAGCCGGGCCGCGACGGCACCCUAGGGGGGGUUAGGGGGGCCGCGGGGUCACCAACCACACAGGCGACUGGGGCCAUGGGGACGAAGGCAGACGCCGACGGCGGUGCCGGCGGCUUCGGAGGUGACGGAGGCGGAGGUGCGGAAGGCAGUGGCGGUGGCGGCGGUAGCUCUCUGGGCCCGGAGUUGACGGAUCCGAAGGCAUCGGCUCUCCUGGUAGUGGUCGCGUCGCUGAGGGAGCUGCGUGCGGGCCCGCCCGGGUGCACCAGCACACGGGUCCCGGACCUGAGAGCCAACUUCAUGGCGAGGAGGGGGGACUCAGGUGGCGGCGCCCAGACGCCGGUGUUAGGCGGUCUGGAGGUGGAGAACGGCACCCGGGAGGGGGCCCAACCCUUGGCGGAUGGGGAGGAUGCGAGUGCGGCCAGCCGGGGGCCAGGGGCGGCAGCCCAGCGGGGCCCCCGGCAGGCAAAGCGGCAGCGCCAAGAGGACCCCGGGACAGCGGGCCCAUCGCCGCUGCCACCGAGGCAUCGAUCAGGCCCGCCUAUACCGCCCUCGCAGCAGCAGCGACAGCAGCAGCAGCAGCAGGCAGAGCGGAGGUACGACCACCCGGGGAGCUCGAGCCAGCAAGCUGUGCCAUUGCAGAGGCGACAUGAUUCCCGACCGAAGCAGCACGGCAGGGAGGUGCCGCAGCCGUCGCCGCCGCCGCAGCAGGAGCCAUGGGAGCAGCAACAGACGCAACGAGAUCGAGAUCGAGAUCGAGAACAUUCGCGUAGGCGAGGAAGCGACGAUUGGCGGCGAUCAUCGCCGUACUCGCAGCCGGCGCCAUCAUCGCACCAGCUGCAGCGUCCCGCGCAUCGUACCUCAGGAUCUGCCGUACCAUUGAUGUCCGCCGCGGCGACGUCGCCGUACGAAUGGCGGCCGGCGCUGCCGAUGUUGCGCCAGGCGCAUCGGGCGCCGCCGCCGCCAACUGUGCCUCCAGCGGUACAACAGCACCUGGAGGAAAUGCGGCGGCAUGCACAGGCGGCUCGCAGCCAGCCGUACCACGGUGGCGGUGGCGGCGGCGGGAGCGGGAGCUAUUACUAUGAACGGCCUUCGCCAGUUGCCGAGCGAGACAUCGGGCGCUUCGAGCCCGGCCCAGGAGGCUUUGGAGGAGUUGGCGAUUGGGAUGAGAUGGGCAACGGCGGCGGCGGCGGCGGAUGGGGUUAUGGCGGUGCGCGCGACGUGCAUUGA